AAUAAUUUAAUGUCUACUCGGCUUCUUUAGCAUGACAGACAACAGACAAACCUGACCUGCUCUAAUCUUUACACAAUGAAAUGUUUGCAACACCGAGGUCUACCCAGCUGAGAUUAGACGUGAUACGCACCUCCAAAGCCACAGUUACCGCCUGUAUCACAAGGUCAAUACAUGUACUCACAAAAGGCCUGCCACACACAACCAGGAUAAUACGAAGGCACGGCCAGACGGAAAGAUAGACAAACACUCCAACAGUAAGUAUAUUCACCUCUAACACGAGAUAAGAGAUAAGACAAGUCACCUCGGACAACAACACGCGGUCUGGAGUGUUGUGGUGACUCAGUUAUAUUGUGCAGCGUGCCCUUGAAAUCUGCCUACAAGGUUACUGUCAACAUCCCCACUAUUGCCUCUGUUACUCAUCCAUUUCAGUAAUACUAAUAUAUCUUAUCCUACUAUAACUACCUAUAUUUUCCCAUUAUCCCAACCUAAACAUCAUCCAGGCUAAACUAAACAUCACAGUAUAGCAGGGUACUCAAACAACAACACACCAAGCACACAUCCAACACCUCUACCACCACCAAUCCACCUUACCAUCACCACAAAUGUACUUUUUAACACACUGUCUCUAACAACCAUACUUCCCCCUCAUCAUAUUCACCAAUAAUACACCAUCCUCCUAUAACCAAUCAACCUUCCUUCCUUCCUCCCUUCCUACUCUCUCCAUCUCCCCAGCAACCCCAGUGUCACCGAUACACAACACUCCCAGUCCUACCUCCACAACAAUGGGCUUGAACCCCUCCCCUCACCGCUACAACCCUCCCCCCCUCCACCUGUAUCAUUGCCAAGCCCCUGCCUCGCCUCUCACGUGUCUCAGUCAACUGUGCUCCGUAUCUGUGUGGGCGGUGAUGUGCAGUCAGGUGAAUACAGUCGAGAGUGCACGUACACGAAGCUGUCCCCUAAGGGCAACACAGCCGCCACCUCCCUGAAUUCUUCACAGGUGUAAGGGAGGCGGUGAUGAAGAGAGUAAAGACGAGAGAGGAAAGAGCUUAUGAUACUGACAAGGAAAUAUGAGAGCGUAAACAGAAAAGAAACAACUCUUAACACAGGAGAAUUACCAAGUUGGUAAAAUAAAAGAAAAUGGCGCAACACCAGACUCUUUAAAUCUUGACCACAGACAAUGCCAUCACUAACCUUGAAAACGUAAACACCUGCAACACCUGGACGACUUGCACCUCUGAUCUCUGACUGACACAGCGGCACUGGGCACGAUCUCUGUCUUCCGGGUAAGGGCAAGGUCGACUUAGGUUGACCACACACACAGGCGCGAGUUUUGAGAAAGGAUUCUUGGCGUGGCUGGGCUUAAGUCGGACAGUUGUACAGUUUCCUCAUCGUCAAGAAACAUGUCACCAGACUGCGAGUCAACGCCGCUCCUCGCUGCCUCACCCUCGGAGCCUCCAGCACCCAAGAGGUCCACCCUGAGUCACGUGCUGUCACGCGUGACGGUAGAACCCGCGCUUCUGCUGCAUGCGUUUGCAAAAGCCGUGGACCAGGGGCUGCUGGAGAACUUGACGGUAGACAAGCUGUGCUCCGUUCACUUUAGCUUCGACGCCGAGACCUGCCGUAACUUGGACGCGGGCAACCACACGGCAGAGCAGGAUCAGGUGCAGCGACUAGCCUCUGCCUACAACACGUACAUCCAUUGGGCAGAGUACCUGCCCGCCCUCGUGACCUCUUUCUUACUGGGCUGCUUGGGGGAUGCCCGAGGCCGCCGCCUGCCGGUCAUCAUUACCUUCGUCGGGAGUCUACUCACUGGCCUGUGCUUCCUGGCCAACGUGUAUUGGUGGUGGCUACCCACGCCGCUGCUCUACCUCUCCAUGGUGCCGGUGGGGGUUGCCGGGGGCUACAUCGGCGUCUUCACCACCACCAACGCCUACCUCAGCGCCAUGACAAAGGUCAGGUCUCGCACCAUCUCGCUGUCUAUAGUGGAGUGGGUCAAGUACUCAGCCUACCCGCUCGGCAUGUUCCUGGCCUCUGUGCUAUACGCACGCGGGGGUUAUGUGCUAGUAUACUGCUUCUUCGUGUUGGCGAUACUGAUUGCGAUUUUGUACUUGCUCUUCUGUGUCGGAGAGCCGCCCACAACAAGCAGCGAGGAUACAGCGCAAAGACCCUUCGUUGGUGUAGGCGUGAAAGGAGGCGUGAAGGUUCGGCUGCAGAAGACACUUUCGGUCCCUGGGAUGCUUCGCCGCAGUGGCCGCCCCGGCGUGUUGGUGGCGGCACACACUGCGGUGGUGGUGCUGUGGAGCGUCACCAGAGGCACCAAAACGCAGUUCUUCCUGUACGACCGGAAGGUGUUCGGGUGGGAGUACCAGCAGUUCAACGCCUGGCUCAUCUACGACUACGUCAUGAAGGCCACGGGGAUCCUUCUUGUGAUGCCGACCUUCAGCUACUACAGGCGGGUGCAGGACACGAUGCUGGGUUUCGUCGGAGGCGUCAGCAUGCUCUUCUUCUACACCAUCCUGGGCACAGCGCCGGUAGCCUGGGUCCUGUACUUGGCCUCCGCGUUCUCCUUGUGCAGCACGAUCCCAGUGAUAGCAUCGCGGGCCACCAUCUCGAAGAACGUGGCACCUACAGACUUAGGCGCCGUGUUUGCCCUUCUCGCCGUGCUGGAGUGUGGCGUGGAGCUGGUGGCGCCGCCCCUCUACACUCUGAUCUACACACAAACACUCGACAUCUUCCCAGGGACACUUUUCCUCGUGAUGGCCGGCGUCUCGGUGGUCAUAUGCUGCGUCUAUGUGUGGCUUCUCACUUACUAUGAAGAGCCUCGAGGCAGCAGCACCAAUUAAGUAAAAUGUGAGGUUCGGAUCUCAUAUACAUCUUUGAAAUCAGCAACCACGCCUGCACCACCACCACGGCCUGCACCACUACCACGGCCUGCACUACCACCUCGGCCUGCACCACUACCUCGGCCUGCAUUACUACCACGGCCUGCACCACUACCUCGGCCUGCAUUACUACCUCGGCCUGCACUACCACCUCGGCCUGCACUACUACCUCGGCCUGCAUUACUACCACGGCCUGCACUACCACCUCGGCCUGCACUACUACCUCGGCCUGCAUUACUACCACGGCCUGCACUACCACUUCGGCCUGCAUUACUACCACGGCCUGCACUACCACCUCGGCCUGCACCACUACCUCGGCCUGCACCACUACCUCGGCCUGCACUACUACCUCGGCCUGCAUUACUACCACGGCCUGCACUACUACCUCGGCCUGCAUUACUACCACGGCCUGCACUACCACUUCGGCCUGCAUUACUACCACGGCCUGCACCACUACCUCGGCCUGCACUACUACCUCGGCCUGCAUUACUACCACGGCCUGCACUACUACCACGGCCUGCAUUACUA
Eriocheir sinensis (Chinese mitten crab) is the source of this 3410-nucleotide messenger RNA. Its product is annotated as solute carrier family 46 member 3-like. The transcript is spliced from 6 exons. NCBI's taxonomy places the organism in Eukaryota, Metazoa, Arthropoda, Malacostraca, Decapoda, Varunidae. The record is from RefSeq and is a predicted model, not a curated record. Gene Ontology annotation, biological process: transmembrane transport. Gene Ontology annotation, molecular function: transmembrane transporter activity. Gene Ontology annotation, cellular component: membrane. Bases 1401 to 2843 code for a protein of 480 amino acids.